AUGGUCCGUCUCAGCAAUCUAUUCGUAGCUAGCGCCUUCGGCGCUAGCUCCGUGCUCGCAGAUGCUUCCAGCUCUGUCGCACCUGCAGCGUCUUCAACAGCCGCGGCUUGUAACCCGCUCAAAACGAGCGGGUGCUCGCCAGAUCCAGCCUUGGGCUCCUCGUUCUCAGAAACGUUCAACUCGGACUCGAGCUCCAGAUUUACCCGUGCCACGACCAACGGUCAGCUCAAUUACUCCUCUGACGGGCUGGCUAUGACCAUAAACAAACGGUUUGACAACCCAAGUCUCAAAUCCGACUUUUAUAUCAUGUUCGGCAAAGUAGAGGUUGAACUCAAGGCCGCAGCGGGCCAAGGUAUCGUUUCGUCGUUUUAUCUCCAGAGUGACGACCUCGACGAAAUCGAUAUUGAAUGGGUCGGCGGCGAUACGACGCAGUUCCAGUCCAAUUUCUUCUCCAAAGGUGACACCACUACUUACGAUAGAGGUGCUUUCCACGGCGUUUACGAGCCCCAGUCCGAAUUCCACAACUACACCGUUGACUGGGCUAUGGACCAAACCGUGUGGUACCUUGACGGUAACGCGGUCAGAACCUUGAGUAACGACUCUAGUGAGGGUUACCCUCAAACUCCCAUGUACAUUAUGAUGGGUGCCUGGGCCGGCGGUGAUCCAAGCAACGCUCCUGGUACUAUCGAAUGGGCCGGCGGUUUGACCGAUUACUCCAAGGCUCCUUUCACGAUGUACGUCAAGCGCGUCAUCGUCACAGACUACUCUACCGGGUCUCAGUACUCUUACAACGGCCAGUCUGGCAGCUGGGAAUCCAUUGACGCUCACGGCGGUAAAGUUUACGGCAGAUACGACCAAGCCCAAGAGGAUUAUUCGUCUUUGGCUGGGGGCCAAACUAUUUCCACCAGUGCUUCCAGCUCUGCUACUAGCUCUAGCUCCAGUGCAUCUAGCUCCAGCGCAUCUAGCUCCAGCGCAUCUAGCUCCAGCGCAUCUAGCUCCAGCGCAUCUAGCUCCAGCGCAUCUAGCUCCAGCGCAUCUAGCUCCAGCGCAUCUAGCUCCAGUUCUUCGGUCUCCUCCAGCUCUGCCUCUUCUGCAUCGUCCUCAUCUUCGAGUUCGCCCUCAUCUUCUGUCAAAUCUUCAUCUUCGACGUCUUCUGCCGCUGCAUCGGCAACCUCCGAGCCUGCCAGCUCUACCGUCGCGACAACCACUCCAUCUAAUACGCAGGCCACAACCACGGCCAAUCAAGACGCCGGCGUUUCCGUCACAUCUUCGCCAUCUGCGACCACAUUGAUAACUUCGGGCACCCAGAAUCAUGCCAGCUCCUCUCCCAGCAGCUCCAGCUCGGCUUCUGGCUCUUCUACCAUAUCAAUUUCUAUGAGCAACAUUGGUAACAUGCUGCACCUCAGCUUUUCGCUGAUGCUCGGCACUCUGGCCCUGUUCAUCUGA
Molecule: messenger RNA, 1446 nt
Organism: Lachancea mirantina
Lineage: Eukaryota; Fungi; Ascomycota; Saccharomycetes; Saccharomycetales; Saccharomycetaceae
Source: the annotation of a GenBank genome assembly